CACCGGUACUACUUUCUUACGCGCAAUUUAUGUGACCGUUCUAGUACGGGUGGGGUACUACUUCCUGGCGUGUAAUGUUAAUAAGGCUGUGGUACUAUUUUCUGGACAAUAUAAAAGCGAGACGAAUUAGUGAUAGAGAAGUUUUUCAUUCGUGAUUUUAACCUUGGAAACUGAUCAGAUCUGAAUUAUUAUUAUAUUUUUUUUGGAGUGUUGGACAUUCCGAAUUCUUUAAAAUGAUUGUUCAGGAGAAUUUGGUGAUAGCGUCGUUGGUGCUGAGUAUUUUAGCAGUGGUGUGUUGUUCUUGUUUAGCCAUGUUCAUAGGAUGGUAUUUUCUAGUGAAGAAAAAGAGGGAAGAGCAAGAAUGGUCCGUGUUAACUUCAGAACAAGGAAACAGUGUGAAAAUUGCCCCACCAUCAAUAAUAUCGUAUGUACCAACAACCACAGGAGAAAAGCCAGAAGCAGCUGAUAUAUGUAUGGGUGUUGGAACACUUCGACAGGUGUCACUAACCCUACUCCAAGACGUCAUCAAUAAUCUUUAUAACAUCAGAAUCAAACUAGACUGUAAGACAGAAAAAUUUCAGUCCAGCGAUGAACUCGCCAUGACCACGGCCACCGACAACGACUCCGUCCAACGACAGUUACGGAAGCGGCUGCAGAUCGUCUUUAAGGACGAUUCAUCAAAGAUGGACAUUUUUCUUGCCCUGAGUGAGAAUAUCCUGAAUGGUUUGACUGUCCGUCAGCUACUAGAUGCCACAUUCCGCAUCUGUCGUGUUGGACGAGGAAUUAUCCGGGAAUGGAAGAUGGAGAAUGAGAUAUUCGUUGGAACGAUGCCCGAGGAAGCUACUGGAUACAUCAACUUCACAGUCGAGGAUAACGUUAAUAAAAUAAAACUAACUUGGGAUGAUCAAAAAUUCACAACUGAUUUCCUCAACACCAUAAGUAUGAUGCUUCAGGCGCUCCGGGAUGAACGACGACAACCAACUCCUGUUGAGUAUCUGGCGAUACAUCUGGCGUAUCAUAAUAUGGCUAUCGGCAAACAGGUUACACUUAAAGGACACCGACCUCUUGGAUCUCCCGGGUUCCGCCCCCAUACGCAAACUUAUAUGUCUUUAACUGAUCCCGGAGAUGGACAUGUUCUGGGAACCACUCGGUUUAAUGAGUGGAUGUUGGGAGCUAUCGUUCAUGUUGAACAUCUCGAACGACCUGGUAAUCUUUCUCGGGAACAUAUCGAAUCUUACCGGGUUCCAUCGCUUUAUGAUUUCUCUCGAGUCAGACUCCAUGUAGGAUCGGCUGCACCAAAUACUUAUUUUGUCGGAAGAAGAAUGAAAGAUUCCGGAAGCUUUGACGAAGAUUUCUUAAAGGUCGUCCAUAUGACAUCAGCUACGGCUUCAGCAGCAUUCGCCAGAGGUGGUGCAGAAUGCAAGGUUGCUAUGGAAGGGUUGACCACAUCGGAAGCAGUUCGUUACAUGCGAGCUCUACGUUGCCAUGUCCACAGAAACAGAUUCUCGCAAUUCAUGUCCGCAGCAUGGAAUCUGAACCAAACCAUUACAGAUGAUUUCGAAAAGGAAACCCCAGUUGUACUAACAAAAAGAAUGGAUAUUGCCCGUAGAGCCAUAGAGAUCACGUGCAUUGGUGGAUUUGAUAAAGUUACGUGGGACGGAGCAAGCGACACCUAUCCAUCUAAAUGUAUCAUGUACCAGCUAACGUUUGAAGAAGCUUUGACCAUCGUCCACGAGGCCCAUUUAAGAGGGUUGGUGACUUAUAUGUCUGCUGGAUUUAAAUUUGACGAGAUCAAACACGCAGUCUUUGCUGGCGUUGAUGGUAUUGGAAUAGGUGGGGCUCAAGUCCUGAGGUACAUGGAUCAUGGCACUGGCAUGCAUGGUCCAUACAUGGAAGAAAACAUUCCACGAAUUUUAAGCGAAAGAGACACGGCCGCUAAAACCAUUCGAGGACGAGGGGUGGCUUUACUGGCUAAAAUGGACACCAUGUUUUUUGAAGGCUCCUUGACGAACGAGGAGGAUCGGGUACGUCAUGAUCUUUUUGCAGCUCUUCUGAAGAUUGAUGAAACCAAAAUCUCGGAAAUUCUCAAGAAGUCAAAUCGCAUUUUAGAACUCCCCGUGGAAAACUCCUUAGCCAUUGUUGGCUCUGCUAAACGUCUAUUGUCCACAAGUUCGCCAUUAUUGCGCGAAGUCGUGAGUGAAGAAGAGAAAUCGCAGUGGAGCAACUUUGUCAGUCGACUUCGAAAUCUCCUCGAUCGGGGAACAGAGGACGGAAUCACAGAGGAAUACGAUGGGGAACCUUGGCUGACAUUCAGACGAAAAUACCGACAAAAUUUGGAAUCGAAAAACAUUUUAACUCGUCAAGGAUCGUUCCAACAUUGUUAUAGAACAUUUUAAUUACUGCUUUUGUGGAUGUUGUAAAUAUUUAAUGAGCUACUGCUGUGUUAUUUGUGCAUGUACCUAAGAGGAGUUUUGGGGUGUGAACGACCCAAACGUUGUGUUACAAGUGUGAUGGUUACCGAGAUAUGCUCCUUUACAUCUCGGAAAAUAGAAUUAAAAGUCGUAAUCCUUUAUAGACAUUCAAUAUAACUGGAAGACAUAGGUUACUUAUGAAAGACAUACUUAUGGAAAAACAAUUACUAAUUUAUUUGGGCGACGUUUCUAAGAAUAUUCUCUUUUGGGAUGUGAAAGACCCAAACGCUGUGUUACAAGUGUAAUGUUUACCUAAAUAUUUCACAUUCCAUCUCUCAAAAACACCUAGCCCAAAACCACGGCACAUUGGACCAAUUUCCCCAUAUUAAGGGGCUACCGCAGCUCAUCAACUUAAAAAAAAUCCAUGCAAUCUGGCAGCAGGACUGACAGGUGUGUCUAUUUUCAGGUAUUAAUCAAUUACUAAUCGUGAAGUAAAACAUGAUUGAUCUUAAAUAUGAAUGAAUAUAGGCCUUGUUUAGGUUAUUCAUAUCCUGUGACGUUGUCCCUCCCAAAAUGGGCCCCGCAUUUUCUACAAUCAGCCCUGCUCAAAAAGUACCAAAAGCCUUUAAUGUUAAUUUACAUGAAUCGGUAUUGACCCACUGCUCAUCUUUUACAAUGUAGGUCGAGCAACUUUCGUCAGUACUGGGACAUUCGCCGUGGUCGGAUUAACUGACUAACAUGAUGUCUUUUUGCCUUUACUGCGUCACAAAUAUGUCGGGUCUGCUUACAUAUUUCUGUCGUUUUGGUUUAAUUUGAACAGUGGUUACUUUGCGUUGUGUUGCGUGUUUCCCAUUACCCAGUCAGGUGGAAUUUAAUGUAUUUGAUUAAUGAAUUGUUUCUAAACUAGUAGAGGCUGGAUGAACUCAUUCAUCGAUGAAUCCUUUUAUAUAUCUAUUUAAUAUAGACUAGCUCGAUUCUGAUAUUGUUAAUGAAAAAGUUUUCAUUUAAAAAUGAUCCGCUAAUUUUGUACAGUAAUUAUUACACAGUAAUUAUUUUUCUGAGACCUUAUAACAGAAUACAAACUGUGUUCGACUGUUUCAACAAUUUAUCGAUGUUUUUAAAAUCUGUUGUUAAUAUUUUAUGUUAUUUCUUUUUUAAUUUAUGGCAUGUUUUUAUAUUUUUUAUAGUCCAACAUUUACUGUAUAUGUUUAAUAAAAUUGUUAUAUAAGUU
Messenger RNA from Patella vulgata (common limpet), 3642 nucleotides. RefSeq lists its product as uncharacterized. NCBI's taxonomy places the organism in Eukaryota, Metazoa, Mollusca, Gastropoda, Patellidae. The record is from RefSeq and is a predicted model, not a curated record. The transcript has 4 exons. Bases 234 to 2396 code for a protein of 720 amino acids.